GCAUUUUAUCGAGGAGGAACUAGUAAAGGAUUAUUAGUAACCUCAAAAGAAUUGUUUCGCUUCUCUCAAAAUGCUCGUGAUAAGAUACUAUGUAAAGCAAUGGGAAGUCCAGAUCCCGAUGGAAGACAGAUUGAUGGUCUUGGAGGAGGUACUUCAUCAACAUCAAAAGUAGCAAUCGUAUCCAGAAUCGAUAGCAAGUACGAUGAAAUUGCACACAAGAUGUGGCAUCCGUUUCCUAUUGGUCCUGGAGCGAGAAAACUUUUUGAUUCUUCUGAACAUUUUGAAAAGAUAUCAGAUGCUGCCGAUAUCAUGUACAGGUUCGGACAAGUGUCAAUCAAAGGAAACAAUGAAAUCGACUGGGGAAGUACGUGUGGAAACAUGGUCUCCGCUGCUGCUCAUUUUGCUAUAAGGCAAUCCUUAUUCGUACCAAAGCUUGCGAUGCACUUAUUAAGUCAAGAAGAGCUGUCUUCCACCGUCCUGGAAGAAAUACGAAAUCCAUUUGAUGUCACUGUUCGCGUUUUAGCACACGACUCUGGCAAGAUCAUCAAAGUACACACAAAAGCUGAAUUCGUGCGAUUUGGAAGUGGAAUUCAUAUGCAGCCGAUCGAACAUGGUGAUGUCAGUAUUGCAGGUGUUCCAGGGACAGCCUCAGGAAUUGUUGUUGAAACGCCUCUAGAAGGAGGAUCAGUUUUGAGUACAGGCAAUGAGAGGGACACAAUCGAAGUAGACGGUAAACAGGUUGAAGUUUCAAUCGUGAAUACAGGACUGCCGGUUGUCUUUGUACACGCAAGCUCACUUGGAAUCUCACUGUCUGAUUUGACGCAGCAUCCUGCAAGUAUCGAUGCAAACAAACCCUUGAUCGAGCUGUUAGAAAGGGUUCGCCAUGCCGCCUGUCAAUUAACACCUCAACUUCAAUCAACCUAUUCGAAACCAUCUCCAAAAUUGUGCGUGAUACAUGAACCAAUUCCAUACACGAAUACUGGUGGGACAGAAGUGGAAGCAAAAGAUAUGGAUAUCUUUAUUCGUGUUUUGUCUUCAGGUCAAUUGCAUCGUACGGUACCGGCGACGACACUUUCUGCUACUGCUGCUGCCAAAUGCCAUGGAAAUACGAUUGUAGCAGAAUUGAUAAAGAAAGAAUAUCAAGGAGAUCGAACGAUUCCUGAAAACACUCAAAGUUUUAAAAAUCACAAUAUGGUCACUGUCGGUCAACCUGCAGGAUUAACAUCAACGUGUGUAGAGGUGAACGAAGAAACGAAAGAGCCAAAAGCUGUAUUUGAUGUUCGAAGUGCACGUCAAAUCAUGUAUGGUGGCAUUACAGUGCCU
Meira miltonrushii is the source of this 1323-nucleotide messenger RNA. Its product is annotated as DUF453-domain-containing protein. NCBI's taxonomy places the organism in Eukaryota, Fungi, Basidiomycota, Exobasidiomycetes, Exobasidiales, Brachybasidiaceae. The annotation marks the transcript as partial. The transcript is spliced from 2 exons. The record is from RefSeq and is a predicted model, not a curated record.